Messenger RNA from Loxodonta africana (African savanna elephant), 7761 nucleotides. It is a transcript of the gene EEA1, whose product is annotated as early endosome antigen 1. Gene Ontology annotation, cellular component: early endosome. Gene Ontology annotation, biological process: endocytosis. Gene Ontology annotation, molecular function: metal ion binding; 1-phosphatidylinositol binding. NCBI's taxonomy places the organism in Eukaryota, Metazoa, Chordata, Mammalia, Proboscidea, Elephantidae. The record is from RefSeq and is a predicted model, not a curated record. The transcript is spliced from 30 exons. The coding region runs from base 1078 to 5175 and encodes 1365 amino acids.
UUCUCGCUUGCUUGCUCGCUCACGCGCGCUCCUUCUCGCCGCCUGUGGCGAAGUCGGGGCCGCCCUAGCGGCCACCACCACCUCCUCCCCCGGCCUCUUUCCCCGGUCCCUUGUGGGCGCAGUCCCUCCCGCCCGCUCACCCCCGAGCCGUGAGUGACACCGCGUGAGGGCCGGUGGGUCCGGAGAGUCACCGCGGCGGCGCCGGGUGGUGUUUAAACCAUGUUCAGGAGGAUUUUGCAGAGGUAUUCCAUGGCACAACCUUUCUUGCUGAAAGUGAAGAGGACUUGAAGCGCACUUACUGAUGAAGAUCAAAAACUAUAGCCUUUAGCAUGGAUUACACCUUAGCACAAAGAAAACAAAAAUCUUCACAACUAGACCAGUAAGCAACAUCAUGAUAAACAGAGAAAAAACUGAAGUUGUUAAGGGUUUCACUUUAUUUGGAUCCACAAUCAACACCCAUGGAAGCAGCAGUCAGGAAAUCAAAAGACGCAUUGCAUUGAGCAAAUCUGCUCAAAAGACCUCUUUAAAGUAUUUAAAAACAAAAGGUAGCCCUUUAAGGACUGAGGUGCACCUGACUCAAGCCUUGGUGUUUUCAUUUGCCCCAUAUGCAUGGGAAAAAGCUGGGCAAUGAAUAAGGAAGACAGAGGAAGAAUUGAUGCCUUUGAAUUAUGGUGUUGACGAAGAAUGUUGAAUAUACCAUGGACUGACAAAAACUGCCAAAAGAACAAACAAAUCUAUCUUGAAAAUACAGCCAGAAUGCUCCUUUGAAGGAAUGAUGGCGAGACUUUGUCUCACAUGCUUUGGGUAUUUCAUCAGGAGGAAUCAGUCCCCCGAGAAGAACAUCAUGCUUGAUAGAGGGUCAGUGAAAAAGAGGAAGACACUCAGUGAGACGGAUUAACACAGUUGCUGCAACAAUGGGCUCCAGCAUAACAAUGAUCAUGAGAAUGGCCUCGGACCAGGCUGACUCCUGGGAGAGUUGGCUCUCAAGGUUCUGAUUUAGAUUCGUCAGGAACUCUUGUAAACACAGUGGAUGUCAAUAAUGAAAGUUCUUCAGAGGGCUUCAUAUGUCCCCAGUGUAUGAAAUCUCUUGGAUCUCCUGAUGAACUUUGCAAACACUAUGAAGCAGUUCAUGAUGCUGGUAAUGAUUCAAGUCAUGGAGGAGAGGCUAAUCUUGCUCUGAAGCGAGAUGACUUAACACUACUCAGACAAGAGAUCCAAGACCUACAGGCUUCACUUAAGGAAGAAAAAUGGUACUCGGAAGAAUUAAAGAAAGAAUUAGAAAAAUUUCAAGGGUUGCAGCAGCAAGAGUCUAAACCUGAUGGAUUGGUGGCUGAUUCAUCAGCAGAGCUGCAGUCUUUGGAACAACAAUUAGAAGAAGCCCAAACAGAAAAUUUUAAUAUUAAGCAAAUGAAAGACUUAUUUGAGCAGAAAGCAGCCCAACUUGCUACUGAAAUUGCGGAUAUAAAGUCAAAAUAUGAUGAAGAAAGGAGUCUUCGAGAAGCUUCUGAACAAAGAGUGACACAUCUGACAGAAGAAUUGAACAGAGAGGUUACUAUAAUUCAAGAUCUGAAGACUGAACUGCUUCAGAGGCCUGGUAUAGAAGAUGUUGCCGUGCUGAAGAGAGAACUGGUCCAAGUUCAAACACUAAUGGACAACAUGACCUUGGAACGUGAGAGAGAAUCUGAAAAACUGAAAGACGAAUGCAAACAGUUACAAGCAGAAUGUGCUAACUCAGAGGCUACAAUAAGCCAGCUAAGGAGUGAACUUGCCAAAGGUCCCCAGGAAGUUGCUGUGUAUGUGCAAGAGCUACAAAAACUUAAAAGUUCAGUUAAUGAAUUAACACAAAAAAAUCAGAAUUUGACUGAAAAAUUACUGAAGAAAGAACUUGACUAUACACAGUUAGAGGAGAAAUACAACGAAGAAUCUGUGAGUAAAAAGAAUAUACAGGCAAGCCUUCAUCAAAAAGACCUAGAUUGUCAGCAGCUUCAAUCAAGAUUAUCUGCAUCUGAGUCUUCACUACAGAGAAUGCAGGCAGAACUAGGUGAAAAAGGAGAAGCUACUCAGAAACUCAAAGAAGAAUUAUCAGACGUAGAAACCAAGUACCAGCAUCUUAAGGCAGAGUUUAAACAGCUGCAACAACAGAGAGAAGAAAAGGAACAGCAUGGGUUACAGCUCCAAAGUGAAAUUAAUCAAUUACAUAGCAAACUUUUGGAGACAGAGCGCCAACUAGGGGAAGCUCAUGGUAGGUUGAAGGAGCAGAGACAGCUUUCAAGUGAAAAACUGAUGGAUAAAGAACAACAAGUGGCUGAUCUACAGCUCAAACUUUCUCGUUUAGAGGAACAGUUGAAGGAAAAAGUAACAAAUUCCACAGAAUUGCAGCAUCAAUUAGAGAAAACAAAACAGCAGCAUCAAGAACAGCAAGCUCUUCAACAAAGCACUACAGCAAAACUUCGAGAAGCCCAGAACGAUUUGGAACAAGUGCUGCGUCAAAUUGGCGAUAAGGACCAAAAGAUCCAGAACCUUGAAGCCUUAUUACAGAAGAGUAAAGAGAAUAUUUCCUUACUAGAAAAAGAAAGAGAAGAUCUUUAUGCAAAAAUUCAGGCUGGUGAAGGAGAGACGGCUGUUCUUAACCAGUUACAAGAAAAAAACCAUACAUUACAGGAACAAGUAACUCAACUAACAGAGAAGCUGAAGAAUCAGUCAGAAAGCCAUAAACAAGCCCAAGAAAAUUUGCAUGACCAGGUACAGGAACAGAAGGCCCAUCUUAGAGCUGCUCAAGACCAUGUCCUUUCCCUAGAAACCAGUGUCAAUGAGUUGAAGAGUCAAUUAAAUGAAAGUAAGGAGAAGGUUUCCCAGCUUGACAUACAGAUUAAAGCCAAAACUGAAUUAUUGCUAUCAGCAGAAGCAGCAAAAACUGCUCAAAGAGCAGACCUUCAGAAUCAUUUGGAUACAGCCCAAAAUGCAUUACAAGAUAAACAGCAGGAGUUAAAUAAGAUCAGUACUCAAUUGGCUCAGGUAACUAAAAAGUUGCAGGACAAGCAGGAACACUGCAGUCAGCUGGAAAGUCAUCUUAAAGAAUAUAAAGAGAAACAUCUCUCUUUAGAACAGAAAACUGAAGAGCUAGAAGGCCAAGUUAAGAAACUGGAAGCUGAUACUGUUGAAGUUAAAGCAAGCAAGGAGCAAGCUUUGCAGGAUCUACAACAGCAGAGACAGCUGAGCAGUGAUUUAGAGCUCAGAGCCACAGAAUUGAGUAAACAACUUGAAAUGGAGAGAGAAACAGUAUCCAGUACAAAAUUGGAUCUGCAGAAAAAAUCUGAAGCCCUCGAAAAUACUAAGCAAAUGCUUACCAAGCAAGAGGAAGAAACAGUAAUCCUUAAACAAGAAAUUGAAAAUUUAAAUCAAGAUGCAAAGAUACAGCACCAGGAAUUGAAUGAUAGAAUUCAAGCAGCAGCAACAGAACUAAAGAAAGUGAAGAUGGAGAAAGAAACUCUAAUAAAAGAACUUUCUGCAACGAAAGAGAAAUUAUCAGAAGUUUCUGAUUCUUUGAAAAACUCGAAGAGUGAGCUUGAAAAGGAAAAUCAGAAAGGAAAAACUGCUAUAUUAGAAUUGGAAAAAACUUGCAAAGAAUUGAAGCAUCAACUUCAAGUACAGAUGGAAACCACACUUAAAGAACAGAAUGAACUGAAAAAGUCACUUGAACAAGAGAAGGAGACAUCUCGUCAGUUGAAGUUGGAGGUUAAUUCAAUGCAAGAACAAGUCGUACGGGCCCAAAAUACUUUAAAACAAAAGGAAAAAGAAGAGCAACAACUUCAGGGAAACAUAAAGGAGCUAAAGCAAUUGAGUGAACAGAAGAAAAAGCAAAUUGAAGCACUCCAAGGAGAAAUUAAAAUUGCUGUUUCAGAGAAGACAGAGCUUGAGAAUAAACUUCAACAGCAAUUAACACAGGCAGCACAUCAGCUCACAGCAGAGAAAGAGAAAAUAUCAGUAUUACAAAACACCUUUGAAAAAAGUCAGGAAAAUCUGAAACAGCUUCGGUCUGAUUUCUACGGAAAGGAAUCUGAGCUUCUAGCCACAAGACAAGAUCUUAAGUCUGUAGAAGAGAAGCUUUCUCUAGCACAGGAGGACUUGAUUUCAAACAGAAGUCAAAUCGAAAACCAAAAAAAAUCGAUUCAAGACCUGAAGACUGCCAAGGCUACGUUGGAGCAGGAAUCAGCUAAGAAGGAACAACAAUUGAAGGAGCAGUGUAAAGCACUACAAGAUAUUAAAAAAGAAAAGUCACUAAUAGAAAAAGAACUGGUAAAUGAAAAAUCUAAAUGGGUGGAGAUAGAGGAAAUUAAGUGUAGACAAGAAAAAGAAAUUGCUAAGCUGAGUGAAGAACUUAAGUCUCACAAGCAAGAAAGCAUAAAGGAAGUAACAAGUCUCAAGGAUGCCAAACAACUUUUGAUUCAGCAGAAAUUAGAGCUUCAGGGAAAAGUAGACACCCUGAAGACUACUCUUGAACAGGAGAAGAAAAACCAGCAAGUGCUGAAAGAGCAGGUGAAAAAGGAAGAAGAUGAGCUGAAGAAAGAAUUCGCUGAGAAGGAAGCCAAACUGCGUUCUGAAAUAAAAGAAAAAGAAGUGGGAAUCAAGAAGCAUGAAGAAAAUGAAGCUAAACUUACCAUGCAGAUUACUGCAUUAAAUGAAAAUUUAGGCACUGUAAAGAAGGAGUGGCAGUCUAGUCAACGGAGAGUUAGUGAACUUGAGAAGCAAACAGAUGACCUACGGGGUGAAAUUGCGGUAUUAGAAGCAACAGUGCAGAACAAUCAAGAUGAAAGGCGAGCACUACUAGAAAGAUGUCUUAAAGGCGAAGGUGAAAUAGAAAAGCUUCAGACCAAAGUAGUAGAAUUGCAAAGAAAGCUGGAUAAUACAACUGCAGCAGUGCAGGAGCUGGGCAGAGAAAAUCAGUCCCUUCAGAUCAAACAUACGCAAGCGUUGAAUAGAAAGUGGGCUGAAGACAAUGAAGUACAAAACUGUAUGGCGUGUGGGAAAGGCUUUUCAGUAACUGUGAGACGGCAUCACUGCAGACAGUGUGGAAAUAUCUUCUGUGCUGAGUGUUCAGCCAAAAAUGCCUUAACUCCUUCUUCCAAGAAGCCUGUUCGUGUCUGUGAUGCAUGUUUCAAUGACUUGCAAGGAUAAUGGGUUAUCACAACAUCAAAGUCAUAUUAUACUAACAUUAGAUUUUUAAUAAAUGCACUUAAUAGAGUACUUGGACUACUAUUUGAUUUGGACAGUGGUUGCAAUACUAGACCAAAUUAGAAUUCGUAUAUUUUGAAAUGUUAUCAAUAUCAAGUAAAACUCUUCUAUUUUUGUGAGACUUGGGUUUAUCUUUCAUUAUUUUUUUCCAUUUGACCCCUGGGACAGCUUUCAUGCCAAGUUUAGAAUUAGCCAAUGAAAUGUAAAUAAACUUUGGACAGAAAAUAGCAAUGUAUUUUUUUAAAUAUUAUUUCAUUGUUCACAAGUAACAUGAAUAUGAUUGCAUAGUUUACUUCUUUCUCCCAAAGUUAAGGUACAAAAAUGUACUUAAAUGAUGUUGUCACUUGUGUUUUUGUUGCACAGUAACGCAUUAUUAUAUAAAAUAUUCUCUUUGUGAAGUCAUGCACAGAAAUAGAAAACUUUCUAACAUUUUUCUUACGUAUAAGUCCAUAGAUCAGUUGCACUGUCACGUUGGAAAUUUACUACUUGAGUAUUUGAAACAGUUUAUUUUAAAAUAUUUUAAAAUGGAAUUCAUCAACCAUGAAUUCAAACAUGGUUUUUGUUUUAACAGUACAGGUUAAAUUCUCUUAGAUGGAUUUUAUGAAAACCUCUAUAAAAUCAAUUUACUUACUUUUUGGCUAUCCUGGGGUUGUAUUUUAAAGAUUAGAGUUAAUUUUUCUUUUUCUUUUUGUCUUUUUCUAUCUCACUUUUAAACCCCCUCAUACUUUCUAUUAUGAAUCCUACAAUGCUUCCCACCUUCAUCGCUAAUUGGGGGAUGAAUAAUAGACAUUGUAUAAUGGUCCUAUUCUUUGUUUCUUUUAAGAAAGAAGUCUUUUGAGGUUAGCUUUCAUAUUGUAACUUCAUUUGGUCUCUCCAGCUUCUUCAGGAAUCUCGGUUUGCUUUUUAAAGGAUCUGUUUUUUUCUUCAAUUUGGUUUAACCUUCCCAAGCAUAGCUCAGCUUCACUAUAAUUGUUUUAUAAAUCUGCAUCUUCUAGUAAUUGAUACUGCUACAGUCUUAUCUGUAAAAACAAAAUAAAAAAAUAGCAAGGAGACAUUCAAUAUUCUACUUUGUAUUUUCUUAUCUAUUAGGGAAGAAUUUUUAAAAGUUGUAAAACUGACUUAAAUUUAAAUUUAUCCAGAAUUUGGAGCUUCAUAUCAACUAGGAGAUCUUUUUACUUUGCAAAAAUAAUGCUGUGAAAUUACCUUGAAGUGACAGCUGGACAGGAAAGUGUCGCCAAAAAUAAAUGUAUUCAGGAAUCCCGAAGUUAAUUAUGAAAACUGAAAUAGCCUAAACGCCAUAAGGAUACUGAUUAGCCUAUUUGUAUGUGGAAUAAUGGCAUUGAACUUUAAUUUAUUAUAGUCUCAUUAAUUUGCAAAAUUGGAGAGAGUCAGCAUUAAUGCUGUUUAUUACUCUGUUUAGAGAAGAAAUACAACAUCACACAUUUGUUUAGUGCAGUCAUUUGCUAACAAUAACAGAGGAUAGGAGUUAAUAUUUCAUUUACAAUAAAUAGUUUGUAAUACGUGCUUGUUUUCUAAUACCAUGCUGAAUUAAAAUUUAUAAUGUUUAUACUAUGUCUGUGACAUACAUAAACUAAAAGAGAUUGCCAUAUAUUCAUUUAAUUAUUAAAAAAAAAAAACUUAAGUAAACCUUGUUGUCGAUAGUUAUUAAGGAUGCUGAUUGAGUCCCUGGGCUUAGACAAAUGUAUAUCCUUAAGCAUAAACAAUGAAGAAAUACAAUGACUUUAUAUUAUACAAGUUGUAUAAUAUAAACUGAGCUAAAAUUAUUUAUGAAUUUUCAUAUACUUCCAAAUCCUUCCAAAUAGUCUUAAUUCUACACUUUUACGUAUAAGUAACUUAAUGAAUGUGUUGGAAAAACACAGACAUUUACAGUUCCACUGUUUUUGCUUCUUUUUAAAACUAAUAAAACUUCGUAAUAAUCCCUGAGAAUAUUUGUUUGCUUCAUCUUCUGUAAUUAAAUGCACUGACGGCCUUCUCCCUGCCCACCACCACCUCCUUUCCCCCACCUACAUAUUCAGAAAAAAUUGUGGAGGCCAACGAAGGAAACUGUACAUUUGAGUGAUUUACUAGUUCUCAUCUAACUAAUCUCAUUUCAUAGAUCCUGAAUAAUUUGCCACGGGCUACUAUCUUGGUACUAUUACAAGUGGAAUCUAACAUUUUUGCGAUCAACUCUCAUAAACUGAAGGUGUUCUGGAAGCAAAACUUAAAGGGUUUUAUUUUUAUUUCUUUUCAAUUAAAAAGUCGUCUUCUCUGAGUCUUUAUUGGCUGUACCUUUUAGGUGUCUGUUGGUACCAUUAUUUUGUCAGUGAGUUAGAGCUGGUGCGCGCAGGGCCCCAGCUCUUGGCUCUGAUGCAAAGCCAGUUGGCCUCAUGUGUUAGCAAAUCCCAAAUCCCCUCACUGAAAAGUGAGUUAAAAUUGAGUCUUGCUGGGUUAGUGUACAAUAAACUAUACCUACGGAAUUUUUAAAAUAGAAAGAUGGCAAAGCUGCUGGUAGAGGAUUUGUUCAUUUUU